CAUCCCGAAUGCAGAGACUACUGCCCCAAGCAGUGUCCUCCAGGCUCACUGCCUGUUCAGCACACAGGCCUGAAAAAGGGGCAGAGACUACUGACUGACUUUGCUCCUGCCAUGCCUCCCAUGGUGCCCAACCUGGUGGUCCAGUGUGUGAAUGAGAUCGAGAAGAGGGGUCUGAGUGAGAGGGGUCUAUACCGCAUCUCGGGCUGUGAUCGGCAGGUGAAAGAGAUGAAACAGAAGCUUCUGUAUGGUAAAGUCAAGUCACAGCAGCUCUCGAAGGAAGACAUCCAUACCAUCUGCAGUGUUCUAAAAGAUUUCCUGCGCUCCCUACAUGAGCCUCUUCUGACCUUCUCCCUCCAUGCCCAUUUCCUGGAUGCAGCU
Staurois parvus is the source of this 378-nucleotide messenger RNA. Lineage: Eukaryota; Metazoa; Chordata; Amphibia; Anura; Ranidae. The record is from the annotation of a GenBank genome assembly.